This is a messenger RNA of Trichobilharzia regenti, 894 nucleotides long. The record is from the annotation of a GenBank genome assembly. NCBI's taxonomy places the organism in Eukaryota, Metazoa, Platyhelminthes, Trematoda, Strigeidida, Schistosomatidae.
AUGACUUACAUGACGCUGGUGCAACGCAUAGAGUUAGAGCGUGGGAAACGUGAACCAGGAGAAAUAACGGAGCUGAACUUGGACAACUCCAAAUCAGUGGACAUCGAGGGUCUGACGGAUGAAUAUUCAUCAUUAGAAGUUCUGAGCAUGAUGAAUGUUGGACUUCAAAACUUGACAGGUCUGCCGUGCCUCACAAGUCUGAAAACUCUUGAGCUUUCCAAUAAUUUGAUAUCUGGUGGUCUUGACGCUCUUCUCAAGUGUCCUAAUAUUGAACAGCUUAAUUUAAACAGCAAUAAGAUCGAGUCAAUGGAGGCGCUGAUGCCGCUUGCUAAACUAUCCGAACUGCGAAGCUUGGAUCUUGGUAAUUGCCCUGUCACGACAACUGAGAAUUAUCGCAAAAAAACAUUCGCGAUGAUCCCAUCUUUAAAGUAUCUGGAUGGUCUGGAUGAAAAUAAUGAAGAAGAGGUUUUUGCUGGUGAAUUCGUAAAUGGUGGUUCUGAGGAAGAUGGUGUCGAUGAGGCUGAUGAGGAUGACGAAGAAUCGGAUGAAGAUGAUGAGGGUGAAGACGACGAAAUUGGUAUUGAAGCCCUUCAACAAAGUGGCGAGUUGGAAGACGAUGAAGAGGAUUAUGCUCCAGGUGAGGAUGAGGAGGCUGAGUUGGAUGAGUAUGACGACGUCGAUGAAGAGGAUGAGGACGAUGUUGAAGAAGACAAUGGAGCAAAUCUUUCUGCUGCUAACGUGUCAGGUCCCCGACGUCCGGGUUGCAAACGGCGCCAUGAGGAUGACCAGGGGGCCGAAAAUGGCAAUAAUGGUGAGCAUUGUGGAACUAAGCACAAGCAUACUGAAGAAUCUGCCGAAACUCAUGUCGAGAAUGGAUCUACUGUUGACCAGUAA